AUGCCGGGCAGCUCUUUCUCCUAUUCUCGACCUGUCAUUCGACUAACAGCCGUUUUCGUAGGGACCACAAGCGUGCAAGAGCUUGGAAAGGACCCGUUGACAUGGAGCUUUGUGAAGCUUUUAGGCGCGCAAGUGCUUCGCAAUUUGGCCGACUUUCGAGGUCUGCCAGCAAGUCACGCGUGGCGCUUCAAGACGUCAGGACUCUGGAGAGCGCGUCUCCUGACAAAAGCCCAGUGCAUUGGAGUCGUCGUCUCCAUUGUGGAGCGAGCGGAUCGAGUGGAGAUCCUGAUCGAUGACGGUACUGCGCUCGUGAAGACGGUGUUGUGGGGAGCAAGUGUUGCCGCGCCAGUCGUGCUGGGGGACCUGGUACACGUGGAAGGCAAGCUAAACAUGGACAAGAGCUGGGACUCGGACGAUCUGGCUCGUGAGCUUCGGAUCCUGCGAAUUACUCCUGUGGACGACCCGAAUGCGGAGGUGCUGCAUUGGACCCAAGCCAUGGAGCUGGAGAGCAAGUGCCUGUCCGCUGUCAGUGGGUCGCGUCAGUCACACGCAGAAGCUAGCAAGUGCACGAAGAGCGAGGCGCAUUGGGAUCACAUUGCCGCUCAAGCUUUCUUCAGCCUCUCUGUUGACACGAGCACAAAGCAGCAGUUUCUCAGCCGAAGUGAUCGCGGCCCUUAUGAUGAAACUUUGCUCGGCAUUCUCGAGUCCAUUCUUCGGCAGCAACACACUAGCGGUAUCAAGGACGCCAGCGUGAUCUCCUUCAGCAGUUUCGUCAGCUCACCUGAGCUUAUUAUGGACAAACACGGCAGAACGAUCGACAAGAACCAGAGAAUCAGAGCACUGCGAUUCUCUUUUCGUGAGCUACGACGAGCAGGACUUUUGUUCUUGGAGGACGAUGAGGCAGAUCGCCACGUGUUGCUAAGCUUCGAAGUGGCGCUGAAGCCAGCGCUUCUGCGAGUUAUCCGAGACCGCCCACAAGGAUGCUCGAUUGCAGAAAUUGCGGAUGCGAUCCUGACCCAGGAGCGAUUCAGGUGCAUUCCACUGCUCUGGAUUGAGACGAGCCUUGAGCGUCUCCUUGUAUCUCAACAAGCACUUCAACAAGAAGCGUCACAGCUGUUUUUCGUCAGCACCAGGAGCUAG
Hyaloperonospora brassicae is the source of this 1140-nucleotide messenger RNA. The record is from the annotation of a GenBank genome assembly. NCBI's taxonomy places the organism in Eukaryota, Oomycota, Peronosporomycetes, Peronosporales, Peronosporaceae.